AUGUGUUUACAGAAGUAGUUCCUCCCCUUUUUAGUAGGACAGCGAAAUUGCAGUUUGUGUGUCAUCAUGUUGUUAUUAAUAAAUACUUAUAAAGAACAUAGCUAGGAACAACACAUUUUCUACACAUGUUGUAAUAUUAAACAAGUCAGUCUAAAAGUAACGUGUUCUCUUGAUAACCAUCGAGUUUGCCACAACGUUUGAUGCGUUAGUAGCUAGUUAGCUACUUACAAUAGCUAGCAGUAACGUUAGCUAGCUAGCUUGUGUUGAUGUUUAGCCUAGUUUUAUGGAACGUGAACAACAGUUGAAGGGUGUGCUGGAAUAGCGAAUUCCCCCAUAUAUACCAUCUGCCUCUGUGGGGAAGCAGAUCACCAUGAACUGCCGUUCGGAGGCUCUAGAAGUGUCGGUGGAGGGAAGACAGGUGGACGAGGCCAUGUUGGCUCUGUUGCACACUAUCUUAUUGCAUCGCAGCACUGGGAAAUUUCACUACAAGAAAGAGGGCACCUACUCSAUUGGUACUGUUGGCACACAGGACAUUGACUGCGACUUUAUUGAUUUCAGUUUUGUUCGUGUUUCUUCCGAUGAGCUUGACAGGGCCAUCAGGAAAGCAGUAGGAGAAUUCAAGGAUGCCAUGGGCAAUGGGACGGAUGGAAUGGGACAAAUCUCACUGGAGUUCUARCAGAAAAAAAAGUCCCGCUGGCCUUUCUCUGAUGAGUGUAUUCCCUGGGAGGUCUGGAGCAUCAAGGUCAAUGUCGUUAACCUGGCCAACGAGCAGGAGAGACAGAUCUGCCGGGAGAAAGUGGGCGAGAAGCUGGGUGAGAAGGUGAUCAACAUCGUGGAGGUGAUCAACCGGCACGAGUACCUACCCAAGAUGCCCACCCAGUCAGAAGUGGACAAUGUGUUCGACACCAGCCUCAAAGAUGUCCAACCUUACCUGUACAAAAUCACUUUUCAGAUCACUGAUACGCUGGGCACCUCAGUGAGCACCACCAUGAGAAGGCUAAUAAAAGACACCUUAGCACUGUGAGGGCACCUCAAAAUGAUGUGCAUCUUAAAACAUGGCUGUGGGUAGCCUGGUUCCAAAUCGUUUGGGCUAUCUUGUCAACUCUUAUGGUUGGGAUCAUAGGAUGACCAUAGAAGUUGGCAAGAAAACACAAACAGAUCUGGGACCAGGCUAAAUUGUGGGCCUUAUUGACUAUGAGAUGUAAUUGCUUCAUUGACAUGGGCAUUUGCAGGCCCAUGGGUAUUUGCAGGCCCAUGGGUGUCUUAACUAUUAGUUAGUAUGCUAGAAGUACAACCACCCAAUGUCUAAUCAGAAAGUAAAAUCACUUUAUUUAUUUUUAUUUUUUUAUUUACCUUUAUUUAACCAGGUAGGCUAGUUGAGAACAAGUUCUCAUUUACAAC
Salvelinus sp. IW2-2015 is the source of this 1401-nucleotide messenger RNA. The record is from RefSeq and is a predicted model, not a curated record. Lineage: Eukaryota; Metazoa; Chordata; Actinopteri; Salmoniformes; Salmonidae.